UAGCAGUAAUUCUCAAGUGUUUUCCUCUCAAACAGCUGCAAGGGACUCGGGCCUAUAGCACACUCGGCUCCGGAAGUGACGUCUCCCAGAGGGGCCGGAAGUGGCAGUGGAGGGAGGGAAGAUGGCGGAGGUGGGGGAGAUAAUCGAGGGCUGCCGCCUGCCCGUGCUGCGGCGCAACCAGGACAACGAAGAUGAGUGGCCUCUGGCUGAGAUCCUGAGCGUGAAGGACAUCAGUGGCCGGAAGCUUUUCUAUGUCCAUUACAUUGAUUUCAACAAACGUCUGGAUGAAUGGGUGACUCACGAGCGGCUGGACUUAAAGAAGAUCCAAUUUCCCAAGAAAGAGGCCAAGACACCUACCAAGAACGGACUUCCUGGGUCCCGCCCCGGCUCUCCCGAAAGAGAGGUGCCGGCCUCCGCCCAGGCCAGCGGGAAGACCUUGCCAAUCCCGGUCCAGAUCACACUCCGCUUCAACCUGCCCAAGGAGCGGGAGGCCAUUCCAGGUGGCGAGCCUGACCAGCCGCUCUCCUCCAGCUCCUGCCUGCAACCCAACCACCGCUCAACGAAACGGAAGGUGGAGGUGGUUUCACCAGCAACUCCAGUGCCCAGCGAGACAGCCCCAGCCUCAGUUUUCCCUCAGAAUGGAUCAGCGCGUAGGGCAGUGGCAGCCCAGCCAGGACGGAAGCGGAAAUCUAAUUGUUUGGGCACUGAUGAGGAUUCUCAGGACAGCUCAGAUGGAAUACCAUCAGCACCACGCAUGACUGGUAGUCUGGUGUCUGACCGGAGCCACGACGACAUUGUCACCCGGAUGAAGAACAUUGAGUGUAUCGAGCUUGGCCGCCACCGCCUCAAGCCGUGGUACUUCUCCCCGUACCCACAAGAGCUUACCACGCUACCUGUCCUCUACCUGUGUGAAUUUUGCCUCAAAUAUGGCCGUAGCCUCAAGUGUCUGCAGCGCCACUUGACCAAAUGUGAUCUUCGGCACCCUCCAGGCAAUGAAAUUUACCGCAAGGGCACCAUCUCCUUUUUUGAGAUUGAUGGACGGAAAAACAAGAGUUACUCACAAAACCUGUGUCUUCUGGCCAAGUGUUUCCUGGACCACAAGACACUGUACUAUGACACAGACCCCUUCCUCUUCUACGUAAUGACGGAGUACGACUGCAAAGGCUUCCACAUCGUGGGCUACUUCUCCAAGGAAAAGGAAUCCACAGAAGAUUACAAUGUGGCCUGCAUCUUGACUCUGCCUCCCUAUCAGCGCCGGGGCUACGGCAAGCUGCUUAUUGAGUUCAGCUAUGAACUCUCAAAAGUAGAAGGGAAAACGGGAACACCUGAGAAACCCCUGUCAGAUCUUGGCCUCCUUUCCUACCGAAGUUACUGGUCCCAAACCAUCUUGGAGAUCCUGAUGGGGCUGAAGUCAGAGAGUGGGGAGAGGCCACAGAUCACCAUCAAUGAGAUCAGUGAAAUCACUAGUAUCAAGAAAGAAGAUGUCAUCUCCACACUGCAGUAUCUCAAUCUCAUCAAUUACUACAAGGGCCAGUAUAUCCUAACUCUGUCAGAAGACAUCGUGGAUGGGCAUGAGCGGGCCAUGCUCAAGCGGCUCCUGCGGAUUGACUCCAAGUGUCUGCACUUCACUCCCAAAGACUGGAGCAAGAGAGGAAAGUGGUGACCAAGAGAGCUGGCCAAACUUGGCUGGCAUCCUGUCUUACCCCAUUUGAGCUUCCAAGAGGCAUGCAAAGGGAGACAGGCCGAAGGACAGACCCAAAGGAGAAGAGGCCUAGGAGGGCCGACUAGUGGCCAGUACCAAGGCAAGCUCAGGUCUAGGCCAACUCCAAGGAUAGCUGGCUUAUGGCCCAGGUCCGCUCUGAACACAGGGACCAGAGGGAUCCAGGCAGCUGUGUACAUUAAGAUGGGUGGGGAGCAUUCUGUACAGGACUGGUGAUUGUAAAAAUUUCUUUUAUAAAGGAGGAGCUGGAGGGUGGGGUGGGCGCUGGUUGCAAAGUUCUGGCCCCUCUUGCCCCCAGAAAUAAAUUGUUUAUAUAGGCAGA
This is a messenger RNA of Mastomys coucha (southern multimammate mouse), 2042 nucleotides long. RefSeq names its product lysine acetyltransferase 5 (gene Kat5). The coding region runs from base 122 to 1663 and encodes 513 amino acids. Gene Ontology annotation, molecular function: histone acetyltransferase activity. The record is from RefSeq and is a predicted model, not a curated record. The transcript has 14 exons. Gene Ontology annotation, biological process: regulation of DNA-templated transcription. Lineage: Eukaryota; Metazoa; Chordata; Mammalia; Rodentia; Muridae.